Messenger RNA from Drosophila hydei, 1239 nucleotides. RefSeq names its product nucleoside diphosphate kinase 7 (gene nmdyn-D7). NCBI's taxonomy places the organism in Eukaryota, Metazoa, Arthropoda, Insecta, Diptera, Drosophilidae. Gene Ontology annotation, cellular component: centrosome. Bases 82 to 1224 code for a protein of 380 amino acids. The record is from RefSeq and is a predicted model, not a curated record. Gene Ontology annotation, molecular function: nucleoside diphosphate kinase activity; ATP binding. The transcript has 4 exons.
AAAAAAGGCAUUCCUCUGCUGCUGUCAGUAUCAGUAAGUACAGAUUGUGUAUGAAUUGUUAUUAUACAAAGUAAGUAUACAAUGGCACAGAAUGGCAGGCUCUCGUUUAUAGCCGAAUGGUUUCAUGUUGAAGCCGGAAUAACACGCAGUUACCUAUUAACAUAUCAUUUAAACGACAAUGCCGUUGAGUUGUAUGAUCAGCGCAGUAAGAAAACCUUCUUGCGGCGCACCAAAAUGCCCGAGUUAACGCCUCGCGAUUUCUUUGUGGGUUCCAAAAUCAAUGUGUUUGGACGGCCAUUUGAUAUUGUGGACUAUGCGGACGAAAUAUCUCGGAAUACGUUGGCCAAAUAUCGCAAGCGCGGAUUUGUGCUGCUCAAGAGCAGCAUGUGGCCAAAGAACUUAGGCGAGUUUCUCACUACGCUCAUUGACAAUAAAAUCAAUAUCAACAACGCUCAAAUGGUUCAGUUUACACCGACAACUGUGACACAGUUCUUGGCCAGCAAGCAGGACGAUGAUGUGCACACCUCUGUCUUGAUGAACGAGCUGCUGGCUGGACCGGCCAUUAGCUUGGAAGUCAUAGGUGAUAAUGUGGUUGAGAUUAUAUAUGCCUGUUCAAAGUACAACACAGAGAAGGCCUCAACCAAAAUUGUAUUGUCGCCCAGCAUGCAGCGCUUGUUUGAGCGGGAGGAUGUGCGCUAUGGUUUCUAUUGCUCCGAGCGGGAAGAGAAUGUGGCCAAGGACUUAAAGUUCUUCUUCGAGGAACGUCACAGUAUUAUCAAGGAUUGCCAGUUCAAAAACACCACAUUGGCCAUCAUAAAGCCUCAUAUAAUCAAGGACGGAUUUUUAGGUCAACUUUUAAAAGAAAUCCUUUCAUCUGGCUUUAAGAUAACUGCCAUGCGCAUGCUGCUUAUGGCGCGUGUGAACUGCGAGGAAUUCUAUGAAGUCUAUCGCGGUGUCCUGCCUGAAUUUAUACCUAUGGUGGCUCAGCUGGCGAGCGGAGUAUGUAUGUGCCUAGAGAUAGCCAGUGAGGAUCCAGAAAAGAAUUCGCACCAGGAAUUUCGCAGCUUUUGCGGUCCAAUGGAUCCAGAAAUCGCCAAGCUGUUGCGUCCCCAUACGCUGCGCUCCAAGUUCGGCAGUUCCAAAGUGCUGAAUGGCAUUCACUGCACCGAUCUGCCGGACGAUACAAACCUUGAAUUGCAGUACAUGUUCAAGAUACUCGAAUGAUACCAAUUACUUAUA